Messenger RNA from Eubalaena glacialis (North Atlantic right whale), 2781 nucleotides. It is a transcript of the gene TMEM25, whose product is annotated as transmembrane protein 25. The coding region runs from base 201 to 1565 and encodes 454 amino acids. The record is from RefSeq and is a predicted model, not a curated record. Lineage: Eukaryota; Metazoa; Chordata; Mammalia; Artiodactyla; Balaenidae. The transcript has 7 exons. Gene Ontology annotation, biological process: negative regulation of excitatory postsynaptic potential.
UUUGGACCUUUGGGCUCGACCAUUUGCGUCUUUGCCUUCACCACUGUGGAUCGUUCUACAUUUGUGUUUCCGUGCAUGGUUUAUUUUUGUUUCUGGAGAGUAAAUUCCUGGAGCAGUUAUUAAGCUUGUCUGCUCUCACCUGGCUAACAUCGAGGCCUGCCCCCUUCUCUUGGCAGCCUGGGGCCCAGGCCGGGGCCACCAUGGCGCUGCCUCCAGGGCCAGCUACCCUCCCGCACACACUUCUGCUCCUGCCGGCCCUUCUGAGCUCAGGUACACCCCUGUUCAGCCCUUGGCCAUGCAUUUGUGCGGUCAAGUCCCCCUCUCUCCCCUCCUUGCCUGCAUCUUCAGUUUGGGUACCCACUCCAGGCACCAGAGGUGGGUUCCCUUCAUCCACCUCCCCAAGGUCCAGCCGUCCCUGGUUAGAGAACCCAGGUGCUCUGUCUCUUGGCCUGCUGCCCCUCUGUAACUGGACCUCAUCCCAGUCACAGAACAGUACUAAGCCUCCACCAGCCCUCCCCAGAAUCCCCUGUGUUCCAGGUUGGGGGGAGUUGGCGCCACAAAUUGAUGGUCAUACCUGGGCAGAGCGGGCACUUCGAGAGAAUGAACGCCACGCCUUCACCUGCUGGGUGGCAGGGGGGCCUGGCGCCCCCCGAUUGGCCUGGUACCUGGAUGGACAGCUGCAGAAGGCCAGCACCUCAAGACUGCUGAGCGUGGGCGGGGAGGCCUUCUCUGGAGGCACCAGCACUUUCACUGUCACUGCCCAGCGGGCCCAGCAUGAGCUCAACUGCUCCCUGCAGGACCCAGACAGUGGCCGGUCAGCCAACGCCUCCGUCCUCCUCAAUGUGCAAUUUAAGCCGGAGAUUGCCCAGGUUGGGGCCAAGUACCAGGAAGCUCAAGGCCCGGACCUCCUGGUCGUCCUUUUUGCCCUGGUGCGUGCGAACCCGCCUGCCAACGUGACCUGGAUCGACCAGGAUGGGCCGGUGACUGUCAACGCCUCUGACUUCCUGGUGCUGGAUGCCCAGAACUACCCCUGGCUCACCAAACACACCGUGCAGCUGCAGCUCCGCAGCCUGCCACACAACCUCUCCGUGGUGGCCACCAAUGACGUGGGUGUCACCAGCUCCUCGCUACCGGCCCCAGGGCUCCUGGCCACCCGGGUGGAAGUGCCACUGCUGGGCAUCGUUGUGGCUGGAGGGCUUGCCUUGGGCACCCUGGUGGGGUUCAGCACCUUGGUGGCCUGCCUGGUCUGCAGGAAAGCGAAGAAGACCAAAGGCCCCCCCCGGCGCCCAUCCCUGAUCUCUAGUGACUCCAACAACCUGAAACUCAACAACGUGCGCCUGCCGCGGGAGAGCGUGUCCCUCCCGUCCCACCUGCAGCUCAACGACCUCACUCCGGACUCCAGAGGGAAACCAGCAGACCAGCAGAUGGCUCAGGACAACAGCCAGCCAGAGCUUCUGGAUCCGGAGCCCGGCGGCCUCCUCACCAGCCGAGGUUUCAUCCGUCUCCCAAUGCUGGGCUACAUUUAUCGGGUGUCCAGUGUGAGCAGUGAUGAGAUCUGGCUCUGAGCUGAGGCUAAGACAGAGGGUGCCUUCUUGGCCCCUGGGCACCCUCCCGGUCCUCCUCCAAGGCAUCCUCUGCCUGGCCACAUUGCCAACGGGAAGAGGCCAUGCCACUGCCACUUUUGCUUGUCCUCUGGGUCACUGGUAUCCUUGGCAAGGCUGCCAGCUGGACCUAAGCCCUUGUUCCAACUCUGGUUGAGGGCCUGCAUGAUGCCCUGUGCCCAGGCGGAUGGGGCUCUCUGUCCAGGUGUGCCUGGAGGUCAUCCAGCAUCUAAGCGUGGCAUGGCCCUGUCGGCUUGGGGCAGCUCUGUGCCCCACGCCGGUGCUCCUCAGCACCAUGUACAGCAGGCAUGGGGCAUGCCUGGUUGGGAGGGCCCUGCACGUCCUGGAUCUCCUUCCUAUGCUAUGCAGCUUUGUUCCCUCAGGGAAAAUUUAGGACCCUGCUAGCUGUAGAGAACCAACCUGCCCUUUGCACAGGAACUCACCUCUGGCCCAGCAGCGCUGGCCGAGCACAAACCAGUACCCUUUGCUGCACACCUCUCUGCCCCAGCCCCCUCCUGGGCAUCAUAGGUUAUACAUUGGACCUUCUCCACUUCUUCACUUGGCACUAGACUUCCCCACUGGCCUGGGCCCUGGUGGUGCCAGCGCCUGGUGUUAGCACAAGAAAGGGGAAGAAUGGGAGGUGAGAAGCCUGGUGCGUCCAGGCCUGCAUGUAGCUAUGCCUUGUUUUCUUACAGUGUUAGCACUUUAAGCACGUCUUCCCGGGAGGGGGUGAGCAAGGGCCCCAGGGCCCUGUCUGGGGCUUCCCCAAGUCUGGCCUUUUCAUGAUUCACUGUGAGUGCCCUGAGCCCUCGGGGUUGACGGGUUCCCGCUCAAAGUAUCUACCCCGCUAUGGGACCCCAGCCCUGGACCCCAUCAGCAGGACCCUGACUGCCCCAUCAGCAGGAAGCUGUUCUUCCUGUCCCAUCCUCUGUUCUUUAGGGGAUGGCCAUAGUGGCACAUAACUUGACAGUGCUGGAAACCUUAGGGGGACAUGGAAAAAGGAGGGAGAUCACAUAUCCCAAAACGACCCAAGAACACUUUUGAAAAGCAACGUGGAAAAGAUUGCAGAUUAACAGAGUGCAAAGUGUAUUUUUCCCUUCUUGAUAUCUUGUUUUGUAAUUUUUCUCACGUUACUGCCGAGGACAGUGCUGAACACGUGGUAGAUUCUCAAUAAACUUGA